Apodemus sylvaticus (European woodmouse) is the source of this 1486-nucleotide messenger RNA. RefSeq names its product T-cell-specific guanine nucleotide triphosphate-binding protein 2-like. Gene Ontology annotation, biological process: cellular response to interferon-beta; defense response. NCBI's taxonomy places the organism in Eukaryota, Metazoa, Chordata, Mammalia, Rodentia, Muridae. Gene Ontology annotation, molecular function: GTPase activity; GTP binding. The transcript has a single exon. Bases 54 to 1298 code for a protein of 414 amino acids. Gene Ontology annotation, cellular component: endoplasmic reticulum membrane. The record is from RefSeq and is a predicted model, not a curated record.
CUCCAGUGCACACAGCCAUAUGCAAGCCUUCUUCCAGCAGACCCUCUCCUUUAAUGGAUCAACCUUUGAAGUUCAACUUUGAAAAUUUUUUUAAGAAUUUCAAGAAGGAAAGUAAAAUCCUCUCUGAGGAAACUAUCGCAUUGAUUGAAUCCCAUCUGAAGAAUGAGAAUCUUCAGGGGGCACUGUCUACAAUUACUCAUGCUCUGAGAAAUAUUGACAAAGCCCCACUGAACAUUGCUGUGACUGGAGAAACAGGAACAGGGAAAUCCAGCUUUAUCAAUGCCCUGAGGGGAGUGAGGGAUGAAGAAGAAGGUGCAGCCAAGACUGGAGUGGUAGAGACAACUACGGAGAGAACUCCAUACCCACACACAAAGGUUCCCAAUGUAACAAUAUGGGACCUCCCUGGCAUUGAGUCCACAACAUUUACACCACAAAACUACCUAAUGGAAAUGAAGUUUGAUGAGUAUGACUUCUUCAUUAUCAUCUCUGCUACACGAUUCAAAAAAAUUGAAGCACAUCUGGCCAAAGCCAUUGAGAAGAUGAACACAAAGUUCUACUUUGUCCGAACCAAGAUAGAUCAAGAUAUCAGUAAUGAGCAGAGGAGUAAACCUAAGUCUUUCAAUAGAGUUGAUGUCUUAAACAGAAUUAGAAAUGACUGUUCAAAUAACCUUCAGGAAGUUCUCUCCAGUCAGCCUCCAGUCUUCUUAGUCUCUAACUUUGAUGUGUCUAACUUUGACUUCCCAAAUCUGGAGACCACCCUACUCAGUGAGCUCCCAGCCCACAAGCGCCACAUCUUCAUGAUGUCCUUGCACAGUGUUACUGAGUCUGCCAUUAAUCGGAAGAGAGAUUCCCUCAGGCAGAAGAUCUGGCUGGAGGCCCAGGAGGUGGAAGUUUGGGCCACCAUUCCACCUAGGGAUUUCAACAAAGUUAAAAUGCAAAAGUUGGAGGAGACAUUGAAUCACUACAGGUCAUACUUUGGGCUGGAUGAAGCCUCACUGGAAAAUAUUGCCAAGGAUUUCAAUGUGUCUGUGAAUGAAAUCAAAGCACAUCUUAAGUCUCUCCAUUUGUUAACAAAGAACAAAGGUAUGGCCUUCAAAGAAAAAGAGUUGGAAUAUAUUGAAUAUAUUCCCUGUGUUACUUUUGGACCACUUGACUUAGGCCUUUACUUUGAAACGACUUACAAGCAGAAGAUUCUCUUCAUUGAUAAUUUAGCAAGUGAUGCCACGUCUCUCCUUAAUAGGGAAGAGUUUUUAUCAGAGAAACCAGGAUCGUGCAUGUCUGACAUCCCUGAAUACUGAGAAACAGGGAUGGAGCUGUGAGGUACUAACCCUUGGCCUGGCUUCAGGCACUGAUUUAAAUCUUACUUUUAAGCAGCAAACAUUUUCUGGGAAAGACCAGAGGAUUCAUUUCUUUCAGAGACAGAAUAUCACUGUGGCAAGUGGAAAAAGAAUCAUCCACAUUAUAAGAACUGUCUUCCCUUAAAGUG